AUGCUUAAUAAAUCCAAAGUGAAAUCAGCCACAAGGGUGAACGAAAAUCGUCGAAAGAAGCCCACCACCGCGUCGAGUAACCUACACGCAUCACCUUCGUUAAUCGGCAAAUUUCGAAGGAGGAAGCAGAAAUCCCACUUCUCGAAGAGUACCGCGGACACCGCGAACGCGGAGAAGCGAGCGACCUCCGCGAACAGUAAUGCGAAAAGUGAACAGGAAAAUCCUCAAAAGGACAGCAGGAUAACAUCCACUCUGCCCGAAGAUACGGCGGUGCAUUUCGGAAGAUUCUAUGGGGUCGAGGACGCGAAUAAACCGAAAGCUGGGAGGGUGAAAACCUCGUCGGAUCCAACUGCUGUUCCGUAUUACAGACUAACGCCCAGAUUGGAAUUCACCAGGCAAAUGGUUCAAAAACUGGAGCGAACAGCUGGCACGGAGGAAUACGCUCGGCAAGUGUCAGCCUUAUUAGAGGAGACGGUCGAGCCGGCGCAUUUCAAGCUGCAUUCAUUGCCCACCGAGAAUUCGAUUCCCGACGGGAGACACAAUCCCACGGGAUUCCCGCUCUGGUACAAGGAGCCCUUUAAGAUGCCGUUCACCUCGGACGAGGUUUACAAGCUACUGAAAGAGAAAUUCGAUAACGCUGAGAGGAAAGCGAAGAAUAUCUUCGACGAGGAAGCGUCUGAUAAUAAUUCGUUGGAGGAAUGGCCUGGGGACGAGCAAGGGGAAAAUGAAAGUUUAGGAGAUAACGAGGAGAAAGAUAUAUUGACGAGGGAAAAAUCAUCGGUGCACUUAUUGUCGAAUGGAUCGUCCUCCGUUACCGAGGCCAAGGACACGGAUUCGAGGGAAAGCAACGACACGUCGUCUUCCGACGCGAAGCCGCGCAAAGUGCAGUUUUUGCAACGCCGCUGAUUUCCAAACCAUUUUGCCCGGUGAAUAUGCGGAAAAUU
Molecule: messenger RNA, 944 nt
Organism: Ceratina calcarata
Lineage: Eukaryota; Metazoa; Arthropoda; Insecta; Hymenoptera; Apidae
Exons: 4
Coding region: 1-906 (301 amino acids)
Source: RefSeq, a predicted model, not a curated record